AUGGCCAUCGAAAUGCAGCAAAUCAUCGAGCUGAUCCUCGCGAUCUUCCUUCCACCACUUGCCAUCUUCAUCCACGGAUCCGACUGCAACAUCCACGUCGCCGUCAACAUCAUCCUCUGCUUCUUCUUCUACCUUCCAGCCAUCAUCCACGCUCUCUGGUACUGCUUCUUCAGAGCUUAG
Molecule: messenger RNA, 180 nt
Organism: Caenorhabditis briggsae
Lineage: Eukaryota; Metazoa; Nematoda; Chromadorea; Rhabditida; Rhabditidae
Exons: 2
Coding region: 1-180 (59 amino acids)
Cellular component (GO): membrane
Source: RefSeq, a predicted model, not a curated record